UUCUGGGAACACUGAGAAUUACAGCUCUCCACAGGGGUUAGGGAUCUGCCACAGGGAAUACUCCACAUCCCUCACAAACCCAGUUGGCUCCUGGCCUGGCCAUAAGAGCGUAAAAAGGGCCCUGCUAGAUCAGAAUUGGGCCCUGGCUAUAGCAGGAACCGGUAUAUACGUAAGAGUUCAGUCAGGAAGUCGACAGAGAAGGAGAAUCCAGCCUGAAGAGUGUUUCUCGUGCUUACAAGACACAGCCGUUGCCUGCUGACAGACAUUGAGGAUGGAACGGUGGCUUUGGUUUCUCGUGGUGGCGGCAUAUGUUACUGCUGUGGCAUCUGCACAGUGGCAGAAGAACCCCACUCUGAAUAAGCACUGGGAGCUUUGGAAGGAGAAAUACAGCAAAGAAUACCAAAAUGAGAAAGAGGAAGUUGCUCGCCGUAUGACUUGGGAAAAGAACUUGCAAUUUAUAACGCUGCACAACCUUGAACAUUCUCUAGGACUGCACUCCUAUGAACUUGGCAUGAAUCAUCUUGGCGAUAUGACCAGUGAGGAGGUGACUGCUCUGCUGACCGGGCUGAGAAUUCCUGGAUCCCGGAGCCAAAAUUCCACGUAUCACAGGCCAAAUCCAAGGGCCAGACUCCCUGAUACAGUGGACUGGAGGGAUAAAGGGGCUGUCACAAAUGUGAAGAACCAGGGGUCCUGUGGUUCUUGUUGGGCCUUUAGUGCUUGCGGGGCCCUGGAAGGCCAGUUAAAGCUCAAAACAGGAAAACUGAUCUCUCUCAGUCCACAGAACCUUGUUGACUGCUCCACGAUGUAUGGAAACGAAGGAUGCCAUGGAGGCUACAUGACCAGGGCUUUCCAGUAUGUCAUAGAUAAUAAAGGUAUCGAUUCAGAUGCUUCCUACCCUUACGAAACCCAGCAAGGACCGUGCCGCUAUAAUCCUGCAGGACGAGCAGCAACGUGCUCUAGAUAUGUUGAGAUUCCAUCUGGUGAUGAAGCUUCGCUGAAGGAUGCUGUUGCCAAUGCUGGCCCUGUAGCAGUUGCUAUAGAUGCAACUCAACCAACGUUCUUUCUGUUUAAACAAGGAGUAUAUGAUGAUCCAAAGUGUUCUCAGGAUGUGAAUCAUGCCGUACUUGUAAUUGGAUAUGGAACACAGGGUGGCAAAGACUACUGGCUUGUGAAGAAUAGUUGGGGUGUAACUUUUGGAGAUGAAGGAUACAUUCAAAUUGCAAGGAAUCAUGGGAACCAGUGUGGCAUUGCCAGUUACUGCUCUUAUCCACAGAUUUAGAGAGAAUCUGCAGUUCUCAUCGCGUUUUCUUAAAUUUUAUUUUACUGGAGACACAGUCAAUUAGACCUCUUUUAAACAAACUGCUGUAUUUAAGAAGAGUGUCUCAAUGGGCAAGAUCUUGUCAGCUUGACCUCGUAUAUGAGACAAGCAGCCAAAAUGAUGGUUUAUCAGCCUCUAUAAAUAGGCCUCUACAAUUCCUAAGCACCAAGAAAGAUUGGGUCAUAGCCUCUUAUUUCUACACAAUCUAUUCACCAAAGCUUCGCUGGGUGUUUACAAGAGCUCGCUCGAAUGCCCUGACCUCAGCGAUGUCAUCAGGGAAAUUGGAGAGAAAACCCUAUGAGGAGAGACUAUGCCCCUGCGGAUCUGCUCCCGAAACAUUGAUGCAUUCACUGUUACAUUGUCCACUUUAUACUGAUGAAAGAGAUUUAUUUUUAUCUCAGUACCUGAAAGAUCUCAAAAGCCACUCAGUGGAGACGAUUCUUAUAUGUUUAUUAGAAGAUAGGGACCCAACAAUAUCCCUGGCGGUUGCUAAAUUCUGUUACACAUUGACCAAACUAAGAGAAGCUAGAGCACAGCAAUCGGUUACUGUCAAAGGUUCCUGAUUUUAUGUAUUUGAUAACAUUUUAGAUUUUUUUCCCAUUUUUGUUUUCUCUCUUUACUGUGUAUAUUCUGUGUCUAUUGAUGUUUGAUCUAAGGUCGUAAAUAAACAACUAACUAACUAA
This is a messenger RNA of Hemicordylus capensis (graceful crag lizard), 2001 nucleotides long. Its product is annotated as cathepsin S-like. The coding region runs from base 272 to 1279 and encodes 335 amino acids. NCBI's taxonomy places the organism in Eukaryota, Metazoa, Chordata, Lepidosauria, Squamata, Cordylidae. Gene Ontology annotation, molecular function: cysteine-type endopeptidase activity. Gene Ontology annotation, cellular component: lysosome. The record is from RefSeq and is a predicted model, not a curated record. Gene Ontology annotation, biological process: immune response. The transcript has 9 exons.